AUGUGUGAUUUCACGCCCUACGGCAUCCCGAGCAAGGAAUGGCUUGCGGCCGAGGCAAGUCUUCCGGCCCUCCCAGCUGACCUGUCUGUCCUUGAGCGCAAGAAGCUCGUCAACGACCAGCGCGAAGCUGUUGCUGCUGAAGCAAUGAAGACUCUGGAGCCGCACGUCCGGACGACGAAUCAUACUAUACCCACACGCGACGGCUCCAGUGUUGAAGCACGUAGCUACCGGCCGGCGAGUGUCGAUGCAAGUAAAUCCCUGCCCGUAUAUGUGCAUCUGCACGGUGGCGGGUUCUUGUUUGGCACGCUGUCGUCCGAGGACGCCACCUGCUCCCGCAUAGCCAUCAAUGCGCAGGUCGUUGUGCUCAACGUGAACUACCGGCACACGCCGGAGCACUCUUACCCGGCCGCCUGGGAUGACACACAUGAUGCUUUCGAGUGGCUGCACGACCACAUCGAUGUCCUCGGCGGCGAUGCGCACCAGGUAGUCAUUGGAGGCAUAUCUGCCGGAGCGCAGCUCGCCGCGUCUCUGACGUUGCAGAAGCACCUGGGCAAGGCCGCCGUCUCCCGGCCCGCCAUCGCGGGCCAGAUCCUGAUGAUACCGUGCUUGGUGAAUCCUGAAUGCUACGAGCCCCAGUUGAGGCAGAUCCAAAGCACAUCUCUGUCGUCAUACGAACAGAACAAGGACGCGCCGAUUCUACCGUUAUCAGUGGGUAAGCUUUUCACGAGCAUGUUGAAGAUCGAGAAUCCGCAGGCGGAUGACCUCAGAUUGAAUCCUGGCAAUGCGAGCCCAGAAGAUGUUCGCGGUCUACCUCCCACAGUGUUCGGUAUCACUGGCAUGGAUAUCCUCAGAGACGAGGGCUUGCUGUAUGCGAAAAUGCUCACGGAAGCUGGUGUCUCUACCGAUGUGCACAUAUUCCCAGGUCUCCCUCAUGGAUUUAGAAGGGUGGGAGACAAGGUCUCGGAGUCUGAACGGUGGGAUCAGGUUAUGGAGGGAGGGAUCGUGUGGGCGCUCUCCAAGCCCGUUCCUACACACAAGUUCGAGAUCAAAACUCUGUGA
Messenger RNA from Neoarthrinium moseri, 1059 nucleotides. RefSeq lists its product as uncharacterized. Gene Ontology annotation, molecular function: hydrolase activity. Bases 1 to 1059 code for a protein of 352 amino acids. The transcript is spliced from 2 exons. NCBI's taxonomy places the organism in Eukaryota, Fungi, Ascomycota, Sordariomycetes, Amphisphaeriales, Apiosporaceae. The record is from RefSeq and is a predicted model, not a curated record.